AUGCCAAAGAAACAACCGGAGGAUAUACCAAAUGAUAUCGAAUUUAAUACAUUUUAUACGCAACUACGAUAUGUCGAUCAUAGUUUGGAUAAUUUACGGCGCUUUAAACGUUAUGAACAUUUCCAACAUCUCCAAUAUGAUCAAAGAUUUAUUCCGGAGCGUUUAUUAUUUCUUGGCCCAGAUUUAGCUGCUGCUCAUUUUUUGGUGCAUCGUGGUGCAGCCGUGAAGUUUGUUGCUGAUAAUGUAUGGAUUAAGAAAGAUGAUAGAGGAAAUUAUACAUUACCAGGCCAAAAGAUUCCAGGCUUAUACAUUGAAGCAAUUGAUGCAAGUGAUACAGAGUUGAUGUUCGAAGGUUUAGAAAAUUUGUUUGGCCUAAAACAUUUACGAUUGCUAAGACUUGCUGGUUGUUGUUAUGCGGACGAUUGGAUGAUGUCACGGGUUGGUGCAUUAUUCUCGGAGUCACUUGAAAUGCUAGAUCUUAGUGAUUGUAAUCGAAUCACAGCCAAAGGUUUGGCUGGUCUACGAACGCUCAAGAAAUUGCGUUAUCUUCGACUGGAGGGAAUGGAUCAUGUAAAGGAUAUUGCAAAAGCGGCCUUAUUGUUGGAAGAAUCUAUUCCGAAUUUGAGAGUAUUUGGGAUCAAUUAUGAAAAUGCUAUGCAGUCAUUACAGCGAGAAAUGAAACUUCUGGCAAAUGAAAGGGUUGUUAUUGAUGCUAAAGGUAAUGGAUAUGUUGAGGAUGAUGAUGGACGAUUAUUUUAUGUUGCUGGUCGAGUAAACGAACGACCUGCUGUUGCAGAUGAUGAUAAACCAUUGAUGACAAG
Molecule: messenger RNA, 821 nt
Organism: Acanthocheilonema viteae
Lineage: Eukaryota; Metazoa; Nematoda; Chromadorea; Rhabditida; Onchocercidae
Source: the annotation of a GenBank genome assembly